This is a messenger RNA of Nylanderia fulva, 2649 nucleotides long. It is a transcript of the gene dap, whose product is annotated as cyclin-dependent kinase inhibitor dacapo. Gene Ontology annotation, cellular component: nucleus. Gene Ontology annotation, biological process: regulation of cell cycle. The record is from RefSeq and is a predicted model, not a curated record. Gene Ontology annotation, molecular function: cyclin-dependent protein serine/threonine kinase inhibitor activity. Lineage: Eukaryota; Metazoa; Arthropoda; Insecta; Hymenoptera; Formicidae.
UCGCCAGAGAGCGCUUUACGUGACAGCUACGCGUCUCCGCGCAACUCCGUGAGCUGCACGCCUCGCGGCAGAUACGAGGCACGAUAUAUAUCGUAGUCGAGCGUAAAAACCGCGGGAACAUCCUUCCGGGCCACGCGCGCGUGCCUUUUGACAGUCGCGCGUUUGGCGGGAAACGCGACGAGGCGGUGUAUUUACGGCGCGCGGUGUGUGUGUGUGUGUUUCGUGUGUCAAAGGCGAUUCCAUCUCUCUCUGUCGGCGAUUUCCCCCACCGCGGAUCGGCAUAUUGCUGGCGGGCCGUGUGCAAUAGCGCUUUUCUAUGGAAUUUUCUCAACGCGCCGAUUGCGUUAUCGCGUCUCGAGUAUACGCGACGAUACUUGGUGAAGUAUACGGGAGGAGAUAAGGAGGAGGGACAAGAAGAGCGAGAGCGAGAGAGGGAGACGCGGAUCAUCGGCGACGACGGUGGACCACGAAAUUCGCGCGGGACACGUCGUAACACGCUCUCUCCGAUCACUCGGAUACUCACGCGCAAGUGCGGUGACGCAACGUUGCCGGAUCGCGUUCCUCCCGUUCGGCUACGCCAAAGGAGGAAUCGCGUCGCGGACGAAGAGAAAGGAGUGCGUCGAUCAUCGGGCUUUUAGUGACUUGGAGCUUGUAUAUUUGUUCGCGCCGAGACGGGGAGGAGAUUCCGUCUCUGUUGUGCGACUUUGACGGACGGAUUCCGCGCGGCGGAUCUCGCGACGCGAGAGGGAGUUUGUUUUCGCCGCCGCGCUAUCUCUGUCUUUCGGCUACGUAGUAACCGUGCCCCACUGUGUUGCCAAGCGCGGCUGCUGUUUGCCAUUUCGCGCAUCUCUCUGUGAGAGAUAACUUUUCCUCGAGAAAACAGCGACCUGGUGAAUCAUCUUCGUCGCCACCUACCUUCCCGACGACGAUGAGCACGGCGCCGACGAGUCGUUGAAAACCCGAAGAACGAAGCGGGAUAUCUUCCCCAGGUCGACGCUCAGAAGCAACGCGGCCAUUAUUCGAAAUUCGGUGGGUCGCGCCACGGAUCGCAGUGUUGCCAUAUAUCCCACGACGUGCUGCUACGACGACGAAGAGAACGGCGGCAGGGAUUCCUGGAAGGAGUCAUCGUCAUCCCCGAUGCGUCACGGCGGGAAAGGAAUCAACAGCGCGCUGAAAGAAACAGAGAGAACGAGUUAAAGAAAGGUUGAGAGACACAAAAGGGGAGAAAAGAAGGAAAUAGUAAAAGAGUGUGUUCAUGCGCGUGUAUAUGUAUCCACGUCCGGAUUCUGGUGUGAUUUGUUUUCGCGUGCGUGCGUGAAGCGGCGGUGACAUCGAGCGGGACGAAAUAUGAGCGCACGAGUGCUGAACCCGGUGAUGAUGACGGAAAUCAGUAGGAAUCUAGGCGGCGGCGGAGGAGGACGUGCGGCCCCAAGCAGGGCCGCGCUCGCCCGAGUCAGACGCGAUCUCUUCGGGCCCGUGGACCACGCGGCCGCCCGGGCCCUGGCCGAGAGGGAAUUGCGGGCCCAGUCGCGUCUAGACGCGGACCGAUGGGGUUUUGACUUCGAGCAGGGAGUCCCGCGCCCGAAUUCCCGCUCCCGCUACGACUGGGAAGAGGUUACGGAGCACGACGUCGUUCCCGAGUCCUACGCGCUCCGUGGGAUGGAUUACCUGAGGAAACACGCGCCCGGGACGCCGCGGAAGUUCCGCGUCGAGGCCGCCGAGAAGAAGGACGAGGUGCCGCGGAGCGGAAGUUCGACGACGACGUCGCCGACGACGCUGCUGACGACGAUGAUAAGCACGAUGACCACCACGACGACGACAACGACCACGAGGAUCGUCGAGCAGACGGAGACGCCGAUGUGCGCCACUCUCACGGCCGAGAGAACGCCGCCCCAGGAGCCCAGGGUGCCCGAGAUCGGCGAGGCCACGAUGCCGAAUCAGCUGUUGGACGCGAACCUCAAGAGGAAGAGGUGCCCGGUGGAGCCGACUACCCCUGUUCUACCCUCGGUCCCGAGAAAGCAAUCCACGAUCACCAACUACAUGAAGAGUCGUAAGCGCGGCUUGAACGGCACCACAAAGAGUAUGAUAGAGCCGCCGGAGAAGAUCGCCCGUAACGCGGGUCAGAUACGCAGCUAAAACUUUCAGCUUCCUUGUUCAAACCUUGCCGUCUUCUUCCAUUUCGUUUGUGCGCAACGUAGAGACAAUAUAUCAGACAGAAACGGAAAGUAUCGCCGAGAGGAGUAACUGGGGGUAAGAGAGGAACUUUGGUAGGAGUCGCGAGGUUUGCGUUGGCUGUGCCAUUCAUAUAGUUUUAUCUACCAUGAGUGCAGGCGAAACAGAUCGAGAGAUAGAUGAAUUAAAAAUAAAAACAUGAAAAAAUAAAAACAAUGUUUUUCAUCGUGAAUAUUUCUUUGUCUGUAUUCGUCGCUUUGUAAUAUCGCGAAAGAUUACAAAAACAAUAACAGCGUGAAAAGGCGCGCGAGACGCGGAAAACAGAAUGAUUAGAUAAAAACGAAAGAGAGAGGACGCGCUUGAUGGAAGAAGAGAGAGAGUAUAACUCUCGUUGCUAUUUUUUUAUGAAACAUGUCAUAUCUUCUUUUGUAUUAGAAUAAGAUGUAAUGUUAAGUAGAAUAUAAGAAUUAGAUUGUA